Molecule: messenger RNA, 1840 nt
Organism: Peromyscus maniculatus bairdii (prairie deer mouse)
Lineage: Eukaryota; Metazoa; Chordata; Mammalia; Rodentia; Cricetidae
Gene: Foxn4
Product: forkhead box N4
Biological process (GO): regulation of transcription by RNA polymerase II
Molecular function (GO): DNA-binding transcription factor activity, RNA polymerase II-specific; transcription cis-regulatory region binding
Source: RefSeq, a predicted model, not a curated record
CGGUUUGAGCUGCGACGGUGGCCAAAUUGUGGACAGCGAGGGGCGAGCGCAAGGGAGACCCCCCUGCCGCAGCGCCGCCCCCAGCGCUCCCAGGACCCGCUCCAGGAGAUGAUAGAAAGUGACAUCCCACCCAAAAUGUCAGGAAUGAUCAGAAGUUCGGGGCUCAGUCACCACCGCUCUCCGCAGGAAUUCAGGCUCCUGCCUCCCAUGGGUGACGAUGACCUCCCCGGGGACCUUCAGUCGCUGUCUUGGCUCACAGCCGUGGACGUGCCUCGGCUGCAGCAGAUGGCCAGCGGGCGGACAGAGCUGGGUGGCCCCAGUGUGCUGCGUCCACACCCAGGUGCCUUGGCUGGGGCAGCCGACCUGAGUGUGGGUGCGACCCCUCGUCCCCUGCUCCGGGGCCAAGCUGCCAUGGCCCCCAGAGGCAUGCUGGGUUUGGGCCCCAUAGGCAGCCACAGAGCCAGCGCUGAGCAGAUGAACCAGUUCCCCAUAGGAAGCCCGUCAUCCUCGGGCCCACAGGAAAUACCACAGCUGUACUCACCUCCGACCCCACUCCAGUUCCCUCUGCCUCCAGGGUCCCAGCAGUGCCCUCCUGCAGGCCUCUAUGGCGCCCCGUUUGCAGCGCGGCCUUCCUACCCACAAGCCCACAUGACCGCACAUCCAUCUCAGGAGCUGCACCCCAAACACUACCCCAAACCCAUCUACUCCUACAGCUGUCUGAUCGCCAUGGCCUUGAAGAGCAGCAAGACGGGCAGCCUGCCUGUGAGCGAGAUCUACAGCUUCAUGAAGGAGCAUUUCCCUUACUUCAAGACGGCGCCCGAUGGCUGGAAGAAUUCAGUAAGGCACAACCUGUCACUCAACAAGUGCUUCGAGAAGGUGGAAACCAAAUCCAGCGGCUCCUCCCGCAAGGGCUGCCUGUGGGCCCUGAACCUGGCACGCAUCGACAAGAUGGAGGAGGAGAUGUAUAAGUGGAAGAGGAAGGACCUCGCGGCCAUCCGCCGCAGCAUGGCCAACCCGGAGGAAUUGGACAAGCUCAUCUCAGACCGGCCGGAAAGCUGCCGGCGUCCUGGCAAACCAGGGGAGCCCGAGGCCACCGUGCCGACUCACGCCACCACAGUGGCCAUGGUCCACAGCUGCCUGGCCACCUCCCAACUCCCGCCAAAGCCACUGAUGACCCUGUCCCUGCAAUCAAUCCCCCUGCACCACCAGGUCCAGCCCCAGACACACCUGGACCCAGACUCCCCGGCACCAGCUCAGACCCCACCACUUCAUGCCCUACCCCAUCUCAGCCCAGGGCCUCUCCCCCAGCCAGCCAUGGGGAGGCCUCCUGGGGACUUCCUCAACAUCAGCACCGACAUGAAUACGGAGGUGGAUGCCCUGGACCCCAGCAUCAUGGACUUCGCUCUACAGGGUAACCUUUGGGAAGAGAUGAAGGAGGACAGCUUCAGCCUGGAGACGCUGGGGGCCUUCGGAGACUCCCCACUGGGCUGUGACCUGGGGGCUCCAAGCCUGACCCCCGCCUCUGGCGGCGGCGACCAGACCUUCCCUGAUGUGCAGGUGACAGGUCUCUAUGCUGCAUACUCAACCCCAGACAGCGUGGCCCCGGCGAUGGGCACCUCUGCUCAGUACCUGGGUCCUCCAGGGAAUAAGGCCAUAGCUCUGCUUUAGGCCGCCGGUCUGGAGGAAGGCACCGUGGCCACAACAGUGUCUCCAGCCGCUGGUGGACGAGGAAGUCCCAAUGCUUAGUUCCUCCCUGCUCCCCCCAUGCCACCACCAGACACUUCCGGGGCACCCAAGUCAGAAGCAUGGGGGGAUGUCAAGCACCCCACCCCACCUUCUC